GAGGACAAUAUUUUGGUCUUGAAAUGUCGGCAUUAAUUAGAUAUUAAUAACGAAAAACCUACAUAAUAUUAUUCGGUGAUAGUGUGAUACACUGUAUUUUGGUAUAUUAUUCCAUAUUUUUACAUUAUUACGUGUGUGCGCGUGUCGACUGUCGAGCGUUGGGCUUCCUGAUAAAUUCCAAGUUUUGAACCGAGCUCAUGUUCAUUUCAUUCUAGUUUCGAUAGACAGCGUGUGGCCUUAGCACCCUUAGCUGUGUUUAUCGUUUUAUUAAAGGACGUCAUCGACGAUAUUUAGAAAUCUUGGUGUACCUACUGUGCAGUAUACAAUAUACAAGAAAAGUAGGAUAGUUGUCUACGUAGCAUUACCUGUUGAUAACAAACAGCAAAUCCCAGAUUGUGGUUGUUAAAGAGUGUGUUAUACUUAAUUUUUUGCUAAUCCAUAAAAUAAUAAUGGCUUCAGCGUCAUACUUGGAUGAAUUAAGAAACAGUUUGAACAAACUUCCUGAUGAGUUAAAUCGAAACUUCAGUCUGAUGCAAGAACUCGACUUUAGAUCUCAAAAAGUGAUGAACAACAUUGAUAAAAUGGCCGACAGUUAUAUGUCAAAUGUCAAAGAAUAUUCGGUAGACAAAAAGAAAGAAACUAUAGCAAGCAUAAAACAUCAUUUUGACACAGCCAAAGCAUAUAGCGAUGACAAGGUGCAGUUGUCUAUACAAACAUACGAACUGGUGGAUAAACAUAUUCGGAAGUUGGAUGCAGAACUAUUGAGAUUUAAAGGAAAAAUUCAAUUGCAAACUGACAUGCGCGACACUGCCACCAAGGCUAAAAUUAAUUUACCACCGAAAAAAGAAGGUUCUAAAACAACAAGUGCACCACCUUCUGUCAGUGCUGUCACUGAACCAUCAAACCCAACCAAUAGCGUAGACGAUGUUGCAGUUGAGACCGGUUGCCAUUCGGGUGCUUCAGUUAGUCAUGGAAUUGCACAUUCAACUUAUGUAGACAUGCCUAUCGAUCCCAAUGAACCAACAUUUUGUCUGUGCAAACAAGUAUCCUUCGGUGAAAUGAUAGGCUGUGAUAACCAAGAUUGUGCAAUCGAAUGGUUUCACUUCGCAUGUCUCAGUUUAGUUACCAAGCCCAAAGGAAAAUGGUUUUGUCCAAACUGUGUAAACGACAAGAAGAAAAAAUAACACAUUCUUAAAAAAAAAUGUAUUUUUAUUUUAUAUGAUAUAUACGUAAGUACAUAUUUGUGUGUUUAUGUAUAUGUUACAUGUAUGAAAAUAUAAAUGAUAUACAUUAUUGAA
Molecule: messenger RNA, 1298 nt
Organism: Metopolophium dirhodum (rose-grain aphid)
Lineage: Eukaryota; Metazoa; Arthropoda; Insecta; Hemiptera; Aphididae
Product: inhibitor of growth protein 5-like
Exons: 6
Coding region: 450-1184 (244 amino acids)
Biological process (GO): regulation of DNA-templated transcription
Cellular component (GO): nucleus
Source: RefSeq, a predicted model, not a curated record